Macrosiphum euphorbiae (potato aphid) is the source of this 741-nucleotide messenger RNA. NCBI's taxonomy places the organism in Eukaryota, Metazoa, Arthropoda, Insecta, Hemiptera, Aphididae. The record is from the annotation of a GenBank genome assembly.
AUGUAUAUUGAUUUAGUUGAUGAUUGUAAAAAGCGUUUUAAGAAUAUGAAAGAUACCUAUAACAAAAAAAGAAGAAGCAGAAAGAUGGGCACUGGGUCUGCUGCUAAAGACAAACCUUCUAAAUGGAUGCUUGAGGAUAUGUUAUCUUUUCUUGACAAAACGAUAUAUGAAAGACCGACCUUAACAAAUGUGACAUCAAUUGAAAAAAGUAAUAUACAUGAGGAUAAUGAUGACUUACAUGAAAGUAAUGCUGAUAUAACCAUAGAGCCAGAAGAUGAACCAUCUGAACCCCAAGCUGAGGAGACUGUUGUAUCAGAUACACAAAAAACAUCAUCAUCAAUAGCAGGAAUAAAACGACACAAAAAAAAUGAUGCUCUAAUCCAAGUUUUAAAUAGGAGAGGUGAAGAAAGGAGACUUUUAUUACAAGAGUUAUCAAAAACAAAUGAAGAGGACCCUAUUGAAGCUUUUUUUAAAAGUAUGGCUCUUACUGUUAAAAUGUUUUCUCCAGAGCUGCAAGCAAAAGCUAAAAUGGAUGUGUUCAGAAUAAUAAAUGAAUUGGAGUUUCAAAAUAUUAGACCAAUGUAUCAGCCAGUUAGUACUUCAGAUUAUGUUUUCCCUGAAAGAGUAACACCUACAACUCAAACGUCAAACUUCAUUGACUAUAACUCUACAUCAAACUCAAGUGAGUUUGAUGUUACAUCUCCAAUACCCAAUUGGACACAAGAGUUCCAUAAUAAUUAA